AUUGUCACUUGGCUUCCGGCACUCAGUUCUCAUCGAGUUCUCGUCCAGGAUGGGACGAAUUGCGCUGAAGAUGCUUCCGCUUCAGGUGUUCCUCAUCCUCCAGCUGCUGGUUUCCUUUCCCUCGAUCCACUCCAUCGAGUUUACUCUGUCUGAUAUAAUUCAAUCCGCGGGAAAAGUGGGCUCCAGCAUCGUGGAUCCCAGUCUUCUGCCCACACCCCAGGGUCUCCUCGAUGGCAGCAAACAGCUCAUUGCCGGCUAUCCCUUUGAGUUCGUCUCCAACUCCAUCAAUACCAUUUGUUCCCAGGCGUUGGCAUCGAACAAAAUCAUGUCGAAAUAUAUGCCGGACAUCAACAAAAUGAACUUUCAGCUGCAUUCGGCCUGCGAAAAGGCCAACUUCCCACUCUCCAAUCCGGAGGGCAUGUGGAAGAGCCCGCUGUUCGAUCCCAAGAAGAAGGUCAUCAUCCUGGCCACCGGGUGGACCACCACCGUCAAUGGUUCGGAUACCAUCGAUGAAUUCUCAAAGGCCUACAAUUGUCGUGGCGAUGUUAACUUUGUGGCGCUGGAUGCAGCUCGUUUCGUGGACACCCUGUACACAUGGUCAGCCUUCAAUACGGAGGAUAUUGGGGAGCACAUAGCCGCGGGAUUGGUGAAGCUACUGGACCUGGUGCCGGUGGACAACAUCCACCUGAUUGGACACAGCUUGGGUGCCCACAUAGUGGGAUCGGCAGGAAGGCACCUGCGCCGCCUGACCAAUCAGACCAUACCCAGGAUUACGGGAUUGGAUCCGGCCAAGCCAUGUUUCAACGAGGGUGAAGUCCUCUCCGGUCUGAUGCGUGGAGAUGCUCGCUUUGUGGACGUGAUCCAUAGUAAUCCUGGGGUGCUGGGCAAACGGGAUCCAAUGGGCGAUGUGGACUUCUAUCCGGGGGGGAUGGGACCCCUGCCGGCGGGUUGCCUCACGGUGACCUGUGCCCAUGCCCGAUCCUGGGAAUAUUUUGCGGAGACCAUUUAUCCGGGAAACGAGAUGAACUUCCGGGCCACACGCUGCAAUUCCAUGUCCCGUCUCCGGGAUCUCCGUUGUCCGGGCAACGAGGUGCCCAUGGGUUAUAACGUGCCCCACGAUGUGAAGGGCAACUACUUCCUGGAGGUCAGCGGCUCCUCGCCCUAUGGCUCCCACGCCUCCGUUGUCCGAAACGCCCAGUUGGAGCAGUGCGGCAAGUGUCCCUCUUCCUCGACGAAAACUGAGGUGACUGAGGCGACUUCCACGAGGAUAUCGCGAUUGUGGUUCUAAGGAGGUGGGUGAGGUCUUAUGUGAGACCUCCCCACAAUCUAUCCUAAGCUAGUUUUAGGUUUAGUUUUUAUAUUUUCUUCUUUUUUUUUGGUGAUCGUUUGGCCCGACCCGAUUGCGGUCGAUAUGCAAUAUACAACUUGCCUUCUCAACGUUGACAAUUCAAUUAAAGUUGUGUUUAUUAUGCUUAUGCAAAGUCCAAACAGCGAUGCAAGGAGGCUCUCGAAGUUGGAAUACCCUUUCCGUGUGAUACCCAAGGAGAGUAUUAGUGAUAAGUUGGUGAAGCACACCAUAAGAAAUGAUUACCAUACUUAUGCCCAUUUAAAUAUUGAAAUAAAAAGAAAUAAAUAAAU
Drosophila suzukii is the source of this 1638-nucleotide messenger RNA. Its product is annotated as vitellogenin-1. Gene Ontology annotation, molecular function: lipase activity. Gene Ontology annotation, biological process: lipid catabolic process. The record is from RefSeq and is a predicted model, not a curated record. NCBI's taxonomy places the organism in Eukaryota, Metazoa, Arthropoda, Insecta, Diptera, Drosophilidae.